GCCGGGCCGGAGCGCGGCACUGGGUGGACCCUGGGGAAACAUGGCGGCGGCCGUGGCGAGCCCACGUGGGCGCGGGGCUGCGGACACGGACACGGAUAGCGGUUCUGAGUUAAGCUCAGAACUUCCAGAAGACAGCUACUCCUCGGGAGGUGAAGCCUUGGAUGGUGAUGAUGAAGAUGAAGCAGCUGCCCCUGGCAAUGUGGCUGAAGAGGCAACGAGCUCCAAAGAUGGCCCAAGUUCAGGCUGGGCAGAUGCCAUGGCAAAAGUGCUCAACAAAAAGAUUCCACAGAAUAAGUCCACCAUCUUGGCCAAGAAUAAAAGCCUGGAGAAGGAGAGAGAGAGAAAAAAACAAGAAAGGCAAGAAAAGAAGAUGAGGCUCGAUAAAAAGCGGGAAUGGGAAAUGAUGUGCCGAGUGAAGCCAGAUGUUGUCAAAGACCGAGAGAAAGAAAGAAAUCUUCAGAGAAUUGCCACGAGAGGAGUUGUACAAUUAUUCAAUGCUGUCAGGAUGCACCAGAAGAAAAUGGAAGAGCAGGUGAAGAAAGCUGGGAGCUCUGAGAGGAAGCGUGCUAAACUGAUGUCUUCUGUUUCAAAGAGAGAUUUCAUCGAUGUUUUAAGAAACAUGGAGGGUGCUAAGGGAGGCAAGAAUCCUGCUGGAAAGGCCACAAAAAGUAAACAGGGUAAAGUGAAGUCUGAAGAAGGGCCAGAAUGGAAUAUACUGCGUGAUGACUUCAUGAUGGGAGCAUCUAUGAAGGACUGGGACAAGGAAAGUGAUGGAGAGGGCAACAGUGAAGAAGGAAGUGGUCUGAAACAAGAAGAUGACAGUGACUGAAUGAAACUGAAAACCAUUCAAGAUAAUGUUUUAUCUUCUUAAGUUUGUUUGGAUAAAAAGUCAGCAUUCUGUGAAUGUACAACACUUGGAGGAUACCUCUUUUAAAAGAAAAAAAAAAGACUUACACAACCUUGGAGUGUUUUCUCCUCCAUGUCAAACUUUUAUUUAAUAUAGCUCCAUUUGCUAUACUGAAAUCCUGAAAUAUUUUCCAAAACAAGUAUAAUUUUCAACAUAUUUCCAAAACAUUUUGUACAGUCAAAAUAGUGGCACUUGCCCAAUGAAAGAUAGAUUUUGCCAAGGUCAUUAAAAGUUUAUACAUUAGUCAUGGCAAUUGAUGUAUUAGUGUGCCUGCAUGUCCAAAUCACUGUUGCACUUUGAAAAGUUGUUGCAAUUUGCAACAGAAAUGACUUACAAUAAACACAGAAAUACCGUCGCCUUGUAAAGUUAUCGGACUCCUAUAGAGUCUUUACUAUUUUGGCCAGAAAAGGUUCUGUAGAUAAUAAAGGAAAGUAACCAUUAAUGUGAUAGUUCUGGUCUUGGAGCAUUAGUUUGAUUGGAGACAACUCUGGAAAUGUAAUUAUAAAAGGAGAGACUCAACUCUA
Messenger RNA from Corvus hawaiiensis (hawaiian crow), 1431 nucleotides. RefSeq names its product ribosomal RNA processing 15 homolog (gene RRP15). Lineage: Eukaryota; Metazoa; Chordata; Aves; Passeriformes; Corvidae. Gene Ontology annotation, cellular component: preribosome, large subunit precursor. The record is from RefSeq and is a predicted model, not a curated record. The transcript is spliced from 5 exons. The coding region runs from base 41 to 829 and encodes 262 amino acids. Gene Ontology annotation, biological process: maturation of LSU-rRNA; maturation of 5.8S rRNA.